Messenger RNA from Xiphophorus hellerii (green swordtail), 1955 nucleotides. RefSeq names its product MAP kinase-activated protein kinase 2-like. Bases 516 to 1802 code for a protein of 428 amino acids. Gene Ontology annotation, molecular function: protein kinase activity; ATP binding. NCBI's taxonomy places the organism in Eukaryota, Metazoa, Chordata, Actinopteri, Cyprinodontiformes, Poeciliidae. Gene Ontology annotation, biological process: protein phosphorylation. The transcript has 10 exons. The record is from RefSeq and is a predicted model, not a curated record.
AGUUUCCGUUUCAGCAGCCGUGAGGUCGGACGAUGACCAGCACUGUUCUCAGCUUUCUAUCCGUCCCUGCUGGUUGUCCGUCGUUACGCGCCUGUUCCUUUAAGAAAUCUGUGAAUGGUGACUGAACUUGAGCUUUCCGCGCUGACGUAAAGGGUUACAGAGGUUGAUGUUCCCUCAGAAAGCGGCAGGGAUCUGUAAUGAGGACCGCAUAGGGGGUGGAACUGAUUUUCUUAUUAUUAUUUAUGCUCAUUUUCAAUGUUUCAAAUUAAGUUUUAAGUUGUCUUAUCUUUACUUUUUGCGGACAUAACGGUUCCGCUUAAACCACCGCCCUUUUCUGAGAACCUCUUUUUCUUUAUUUUCAGAUUUGCCUCUUCUUCUUUUUUUGUUUUUUGUUUCUUGCUUUUGCAGUCUAAACAGUCUGGAAAUACCGAAGUCCUCUUGUUGGAUCACAAUGCCGCUGGAUUGCUCCUGUUGGAGACGGCAGUGAGCUUCAGUCGGUUCGGUUUUAAGUGAAAAUGCUUCACAUUGAGGAGGAGGAGGAUCUGGACGGAACUCCAAGCCCCGGGCAACACGGGACAGCGCUCCGCAGCAGCGGCUCCUCCAGCCUGGGCAGCAGCAGCAGCACAGCGGGGCUCCUGCCACCUGCUUACCCUAAAGUGGAGUUUAGGAGAAACGCGGUGACGGAUGACUAUAAGAUCACGUCUCAGGUUCUUGGUCUGGGAAUCAAUGGCAAAGUGCUGGAGUGUUACUGUAAGAAAACGGGGGAGAAAUGCGCCCUGAAGAUUCUCUAUGACACUCCUAAAGCCAGACGCGAGGUGGAGCUUCACUGGCGAGUGUCAGGAGGCCCCCACAUCGUGCGAAUCCUCAGCCUGUACGAGAACAUGCACCAGGGGAAGAAAUGUCUGCUCAUUGUGAUGGAGUGCAUGGAGGGAGGGGAGCUGUUCAGCCGCAUCCAGGUCAGAGGAGACCAGGCCUUCACUGAGAGAGAGGUGUCGGAGAUCAUGCACGACAUUGGCACGGCCAUAGCGUACCUCCACCAUGUGGACAUCGCUCACAGAGACGUGAAGCCUGAGAACCUGCUCUACACGACGAAGGACAGCAAUGCUACGUUAAAACUUACCGACUUUGGCUUUGCAAAGGAGACUAAAAUGCACAAUUCCCUCCAAACCCCGUGUUACACCCCGUAUUAUGUUGCACCUGAAGUGCUCGGGCCGGAGAAAUAUGACAAGUCAUGUGACAUGUGGUCUCUGGGGGUCAUCAUGUACAUCCUACUCUGUGGGUUUCCCCCGUUCUACUCCAACACAGGCCAGGCCAUCUCUCCAGGUAUGAAACAGAGGAUCAGACUGGGCCAGUAUGAGUUUCCCAACCCUGAGUGGGUUGACGUUUCUGAGGAAGCCAAACAACUGAUUGUUCAGCUGCUGAAGACAGACCCCAGUGAGAGGAUGACCAUCGGUCAGUUCAUGAACCAUCCCUGGAUCAGUCAGUCGAUGGCGGUCCCACAAACACCUCUGCACACGUCUCGGGUUUUGACUGAAGACAUGGAGCUGUGGGACGAUGUGAAGGAGGGAAUGACCAGCGCUCUGGCCACCAUGCGUGUGGACUACGACCAGGUGAAGAUUAAGGACUUGGACACGUCCAACAACCCUCUGCUAAACAAGAGACGCAACAGGCCAGCAGGUGGCGCUACAGGCCAUGCAGAGGGCGCAGACAGGGGCAGCAGGGACGGAGGCGUGGGGUGCAUCAGUCAGAACGAGGUGGCCUUUAAUGAAGAGCAUGGUAAAACAAUUUCUGGACAAAAUUAGUGUAAAACCAAGCUGUACGCAAUACUCCCUCCACAUAUCAUUUACUUUGUGUCUUUAUUGUUUGUGUUUCAUUACUCAUUAGUAGAAAAAAAAUCACAUUUGUAUUUGAACAAUUUUAGCUCUGAAGCACAAAAAUAAAUUUUGUUUAACACA